UUUUUUUUUAAUCUGUUGCCCACCUCCUCCUCAGACUUGCAGAGCCUGGCUGCUGAGAGGCUGAGUCAGUAAUGUGAACAAGGCAGCGUGUGACAGAUGUACAGUACUGCGCUGACAGCUCUCUGUAUCACACUAGUGGCUGCUUGCCAUUGGCUCGGUGCACUGGACCGGCAAUGCUCUACGUAUAAUACUAUGCCCGUUGGAGACAGCAGCCCAGAUUCCUUCAGCUAAGAUGCUGCUGCUGUUACUACUACUGCGAUGCUGGUCCACCACAAGGAAUAGGGAGUCAGGGGUCCAUGGAUAGAGUGUAAACAGAUAGACGCCUUCUUUCUUUAGACUGGCACAAACCGAAAGGCGGAGCUGCAGAUACUACAGCUGGAGUGCGAUUUAAGUGGAAAUUUAGAAAAAAAAUCAAGCAUUUCUUUGCUGAUCUCUUAACAAACUGCAUGCACACUUUGCGUGUGGCAGCUUCGACUCUCUUAUGGCGUGUUACUAUAUUGUUAUCAGUUCCACACACCUAAGCAACGGCCACUUCCGCAACAUCAAGGGAGUUUUUCGGGGACCCCUCAACAAGAAUGGGAACAAGACACUGGACUAUGCUGAAAAGGAGAAAACAAUUGCAAAGGCAUUAGAGGACUUAAAGGCUAAUUUCUACUGUGAACUCUGUGACAAGCAGUACUACAAACAUCAGGAGUUUGAUAACCACAUUAACUCGUAUGACCAUGCUCACAAGCAGCGGCUAAAGGAAUUGAAGCAUAGAGAGUAUGCAAGAAAUGUAGCUUCAAAGUGUAGACGUGAUGAAAAGAAACAAGAAAAAGCACUGAAACGGCUUCAUAAGUUAGCUGAGCUGCGAAAGGAAGCAGUAUGUGCUCCGGGUAGUGGUCCAAUGUUUAAGUCUACAACUGUUGCUGUGGUUGAAAAUGCCAAUCAAAACCAGCAGAACAUUUUCACAGUUGAUAGAAGCAAAGCAGGAGACAGCGAAUACUUAGUUAAUCAAAGCACUGCAAACACUGAGGAAGCAUGUUCAAUUUCAGGUCAAAUUUCUGAAACUGGAAACAAAAGACCUGAAUAUGUCAAGACAAGAAAUCAAAUUCAUGGGGUCCACAGACAGAAAAUACCAGUUUCGUUUUCUUUUUCUAAGAAAACGUCUGUCAAACUUGAGUCAUCAGCUGCUGUUUUCUAUGAAAACAAUGAAGAAGGAUCAGCGAUUGGCAAGUAUGAUUCAAAGUGCAGAAUUGUCUCUGGAUUGUCUGGUCUUCAGUCUAUGUCUUCAACUGAAACAAGUACACAGUCAGAAGAAAACUGCACUUGUGUUAUUCCUUCAAUCGAACAAAGUAAUGGAUCUACAGAUUCAACACUAGUAAGAACAUCAAAUAACGUGCAUGAGAAAGAAGAGGAAAAUGAACCCGACAACAUUACCGUUCCACAUUCUUUACCACCAUAUUCAGAUGUGGCAGAUGCUUCAUACUUAAACCUCCAAACCAAUGAAGGGCAAUCUCUGACAACAGGAAUGUUAACUGAUAUUGAUGAACCUCGCAGAUCUAUUUGUGCUAUGCAGGCCGAAAACACAUCUUCCAGUAAAGGUGAUGAAGAAUUACCAAUAUUAGAAUACAACUCACAAGAAAAGGAAAGUAUAGGACCUGCAGACGUGUCAGCAGGAGACAUUGCCAGAGAGGGUAUAACUGAAUUACUUCAAACUACUUUAGAGGAAAAGCAUUGUGCCAGUCCAAAAAGUGAGAUGAAUGGAUGCAGUAGGUCAUAUAGAGAUUUCAUUCCUGUACUGAGUAAAGAUGGAACAACCAUUCUGCAGUGGCCAUCAGAAAUGUUAACAUUCACUUGUACUGAACCAUCAAUAUCUUACAGCUGCAAUCCAUUGUGCUUUGACUUUAAAUCAUCCAAACCACGUGAAUGUCUGGCAAGCAAUAAAACUGAACAUUCAUCAGAAGCACAGGUCCCUAUGGAUGAUAUAAAGCCUCAAGAAGACCCAUGUAACAGAUUAAUUGUGAACAACAUCGAUAUAGAUGAUGAAGUCAUUUCAAGCUGCACUACUGAUUUUAAAGUAUCCACAGUAUCAGGAAAUAAUAAACACAGAUUGCAGAAUGAAAGAUAUAACUCAGACAUUGCAGUGUUGUCUGAUGUGAGUCUGUGUCAUAAUGUACCUAAAAACUCAGACAUUUAUUGUCUAGCAAGACUUUCAUUAAAACACAAGCAUUGUAAAACUCACACUAAGGAAAUAAUUGGAAAAAAGCACACAUCUGAUACAUUUAGCAGGCAUAUCAGGGACAUUUCAUGUCAUAAAAAGAGGAAACGAAGAAGAAAAUUGUCACGCUAUAGUCACAGAGAAUCGCACAGAAAGGACUGCAGGCAUUUUCAUAAAUAUGAAGAUGGAUAUGCCUCUUGCAAUGAUCUUCAAAGCUGCUCAAGACAGUCAGAAGAACAGGAGUCAUUGCAUCAAAUACAAUUGGAAUCAACAAAUGAAUGCCAACCACUUCAACAAUGUUGCUGCAUCUUCUCGAGAGGUUGUCAAAAAGAAAGUGAGCCAGAUGUUAUAUCAAAAUGCAGUUGCGUAAACCCAAAUUUUGGCAUGCCUAGUGACAGGAAUGGAGCGAAUUUUGAAACAUUUCCAAAUGAGAGUAAAACAAAUCCUUGUAAAGAGUCACCCCCUCAACAACUUUUGUUAAAUUCCAACAAUUGUAUAUUGACAGACUCUGAGUCAAGUAACAAAAGCGAACAAUGUGUGACAGAUAAUAUUAACUCUAUCUCAGACAGCAAAUCAUCAAAUCCGCCAGGUCCUGAGAAGUCUUCUAACACUAGUAACUCAUCAAAGAGAAGGACUGACUUUGUCAAUGAUGAUUCUGAUGAGUCCCCAGUAAAGCAAAAGCGACCAUCAAGGAAACAUAUAUUUUGCAUCACAUACCCAGAGUUGGACAACAAACCAAAAAGAAAACGGAGGAGAAAAAGAUCUAAACCACACCCUUUUAAUGGCGAACAUUCAAGCAGUAAAAUGGAUGACAUAGCAGUAACAAAUGUUCUAGUGAAAGACAUAGUAGAAGACACUAGGACAUUAAAAGGUGACACUAGCAAGCACCAAAUGCUACAAAUAUCAAAUGCUGAGAAAUUAGGGCAGCUACAAAAUAAUGUCAUGACUGAUAAUCAGGCAUCUUCAUCAGAUGGAAGUCUAACCCUUGGGUUCACCAAGCUUGUUUCUGGACAGUCAUCAGAUGAAGAAAUGUAUACACAAAUGUUUACAAGAUGUGACUAUCCCCCAUCCUCAACACUAUCUGUAAAGACAGAGGAAGCAGAAAAUAAUAAUGAAUAUGCUAGUAGUCAUGGAAGGACAGAUGACCACAGUAUUGAAAUAUUACACACAAAUACUGAAAACUCCCAUGAAAACUCAAAUCAUUUUUAUGUUAAGCCAGUCCAUAUGAAAUUUCAUCAUAACAUAAAUGACAAAUGUAGCAGUUGGGCUCAGCAGAAUAGAGAAGUUCGGAAUUGUCAGCAAACUCUAGAACUGAAAGGCCCACACAUCAAUAAUCAUGCAUUUUCAAUUAAACAUCAAGGAUCCAGUCCUUUGUGGUUACCUGAUAAUACAAUGAUAUUUAUUCCAGAGGAUGAUGAAAAAUAUAGGAGUCUACAGAUACACACCUGCCAGCAGAUAGCUCAUCAGAUAGCACACCAGCACAUGAUGAGUAACUCUCUAAAGUUUGCUUUUACUGGCACAGGGGCUCAACCUUGUGCUUCUGUACUACAACCUUUACAUGUACAGCAAGCAAUAGCAUCUACCUCUUUAACUACAAUUCAUCAUCACUCACUUCUUCAGCAACCAGCUGCAGUGUUUACAGGAAAGUUUUUGCAACCACAUCAACAGUUUCUUUCACAAGUCCCCACCAUCACAAGAGCACCAUUGUCUCAUUUUUCUUUAGCAUCUGGAAUCUGCUCAGGAAGUCAUCCGGGUUUUGUAGGAACCCCUCAUCUUUCAGUGAUUCCUGCUGCAGCCUUACAUACUGGCAGUUUGCCGUUUCCACCUUUACCAAAUCCAUCUUUAUUUACUCCUUUAGUUCAACAACAUGCUACACUAGUUCCACUACAUCAACUCUUUUAGAUAAAAGUCCUAUAAUGCAACUGGUAUGCACUUUUUAUUGAAGCAACUGUGAUUUAGGUAUUGUUAGCAAUGAAAGCAGUGCUGCAGUAAAGUAGCAAAUACAAUAUGUCAAUAAUGAAUGGUUAAUGUUCAAGAUAGAGUAAUUUCUUUACCACAAAAUAUCAUUUUUGUUUCCUAAACUGUAAAUGCAAAUGUUGGUAAGAAACAGUUAAAUCCAUGUGAAAAGAAUGCUGAUAUAUUUAAAUCUGACAUAAAUGACAUAAAUAAUGCCUAGGCACAGAAUGUGUAUAGUGUACAUAGGUAUAUUUAUAGGAGUAUAUGUUUUAUCGUAAACUUGGCUUUCUCAUUUUUACUGUACUGGCACCCACUGAACGUUUAGAAAAGCUGAUGCACUAUGUUUUAUACAAUGUUCCCUUAAAAUGCAAAUUGACUGAUAUAAAUUCCUGCAAUAAUUUUUGUUAAUUUUUAGAGUAAUAAAAUUAUGUGAGCCUUUU
Protopterus annectens (West African lungfish) is the source of this 4596-nucleotide messenger RNA. RefSeq names its product zinc finger protein 804A (gene ZNF804A). NCBI's taxonomy places the organism in Eukaryota, Metazoa, Chordata, Ceratodontiformes, Protopteridae. The coding region runs from base 482 to 4102 and encodes 1206 amino acids. The record is from RefSeq and is a predicted model, not a curated record. Gene Ontology annotation, cellular component: nucleus. The transcript has 4 exons.